AUGGAAGAGGGUCGCGCACGAGGGCAUCAGCGUGGGUGGAGCGACGAAAGUUAUGAGAAGGAAGAGCUUCUGCCACAACCAAAGAAGAAAUGGACCAAGAAAAAGAAGUGGUUGAUAUUAGGCGCAAUUAGCGUCGUCCUAUUAAUCAUCAUCAUCGCCGUCGCUGUGGCGGUCAGUCAAAAGAAAAAGGGGGGAGGCGGAGGCGGAGGCAACGACACCUCGUCAUCGUCAUCGCUGGACGGGCAGGAUCGAAACUCGAUACCGGAGAAAUGGCGGGGCACCUAUCUCGACCCUUGGACAUGGGCCACCACUACCGAUUUCAACGUCACCUUUACAGAUGAAAUGGUGGGCGACCUGCCAGUCAUGGGGUUAUACUCGAAAUGGGACGACUCGACAGCGGCCAACGACAAGGUUCCGGCAUUGAACAAGGCUUGGGGAAAGUACACGGAUCUGCCGGCGCGCGGCGUGAACUUGGGAGGGUGGCUGUCACUGGAGCCGUGGAUCACGCCGUCUUUAUUCGACUACCCGCUAAGUAUGGGAAUCAUUGACGAAUGGACGCUGGUGACGUAUUUGGCCGAUAAGGCAGCAUCGACGCUGGAAAAGCACUAUUCGACCUUUGUCACCGAGGACACGUUCAAGGCGAUUGCGGCUGCUGGACUGGAUCAUGUGCGCAUCCCGUUCUCGUACUGGGCUGUCACGACAUACGAUGGAGACCCGUACUUGUUUCGUACAUCGUGGCGAUACUUGCUGCGCGGCAUCGAGUGGGCGCGAAAGUAUGGGCUACGCAUCAACCUUGAUCUCCACGGGCUUCCAGGCAGCCAAAACGGAUGGAAUCACAGUGGGCGCUGGGGAGCCAUUGGCUGGCUCAAUGGCACAGACGGCGACACCAACGCCCAACGGUCACUAGACGUCCAUGACCGGCUCUCCAAAUUCUUUGCCCAGGACCGCUACAAGAACAUCAUCAGUCACUAUGGGCUGGCUAACGAACCACGAAUGGUGAUACUGGAUGCUUCCAAGGUCAUCAGCUGGACCGAGAGCGCUUACAAACUGGUGCGCAAAAACGGCAUCCAAGGCAUUGUGGUUUUCGGUGACGGCUUCAUGGGUCUCGAAAAUUGGCAAGGCCGCAUGACGGGCUACGAUAGCCUGGUGCUCGAUGUCCACCAGUAUGUCAUCUUCAACGAAAACCAGAUCGACUUUUCGCACCAAAGGAAGGUCCAGUACGCCUGCGACGGGUGGACGCAGCAGACGCAGCAAAGCAUGGACACCAGCACCGGCUACGGACCGACGCUGUUCGCGGAGUGGUCGCAGGCGGACACGGACUGCGCCAAGCACCUGACCAACGUCGGCUGGGGGAACCGGUGGGAGGGCACGCUGGACACGGGCGACCCCAAGACGUCGAUCCUGACGCCGCGGUGCCCGACACAGAACAAGCAGUGCUCGUGCGCGCAGGCCAACGCGGACCCCAGCAAGUGGAGCGCCGACUACAAGAAGUUCCUCAAGAUGUUCGCGGAGGCGCAGAUGCACAGCUUCGAGAAGGGCUGGGGUUGGUGGUACUGGACGUGGAAGACGGAGAGCGCGCCGCAGUGGUCGUACGAGGCCGGCCUCAAGGCCGGCAUCCUCCCGACGAAGGCGUAUUCCCGGGACUUCAACUGCGACUCGGACGUGCCGGAUUUUGCAAAGAAUGGCCUGCCCGAGUACUAUUAA
Messenger RNA from Cordyceps fumosorosea ARSEF 2679, 1704 nucleotides. Its product is annotated as glucan 1,3-beta-glucosidase precursor. The record is from RefSeq and is a predicted model, not a curated record. NCBI's taxonomy places the organism in Eukaryota, Fungi, Ascomycota, Sordariomycetes, Hypocreales, Cordycipitaceae. Gene Ontology annotation, cellular component: extracellular region; cell surface. The transcript has a single exon. Gene Ontology annotation, biological process: glucan catabolic process. The coding region runs from base 1 to 1704 and encodes 567 amino acids. Gene Ontology annotation, molecular function: beta-glucosidase activity.